Pristis pectinata (smalltooth sawfish) is the source of this 1382-nucleotide messenger RNA. RefSeq names its product glutamine amidotransferase-like class 1 domain-containing protein 3, mitochondrial. The record is from RefSeq and is a predicted model, not a curated record. Lineage: Eukaryota; Metazoa; Chordata; Chondrichthyes; Rhinopristiformes; Pristidae. Gene Ontology annotation, cellular component: mitochondrion.
AUGGGGCGGAACGCCUGGAUCAGUCAGGGAGAGUUGGGGAAACAUCCCGUCGACACAGGAGGCCCCGCCCCUCAGCCUCACUCCCAGACUCCCCCCGCGCCGCCGCCCUCACUCCCAGACUCCCCCGCGCCGCCGCCCUCACUCCCAGACUCCCCUCCCCGCGCCGCCGCCCUCACUCCCAGACUCCCCCGCGCCGCCGCCCUCACUCCCAGACUCCCCCGCGCCGCCGCCAUGUUGCUGAGGCCCCUCGCCCUCCCGCUCCGCCUCGGCCGGUUCCGCUGCACCGCCCGCGGGCCCGGGGCCCGGGUCGCCGUGGUGCUGUCAGGCUGUGGAGUUGACGGCACCGAGAUUCAUGAGGCCUCAGCGAUCCUUGUCCACCUCAGCCGGAGUGUGCUGACUUCCAGGUUUAUGCUCCCCAAUGUCUCCCAGAUGCACGUCAUUGACCACGUGAAGGGGGAAGCGGCUGCAGAGGCCAGGAACGUUCUGGUGGAGUCGGCGAGGAUUGCCCGUGGUCAGGUGAAGGACCUGGGCCGUCUGGAGCUGGAGGAUCACGAUGCCGUUAUCUUCCCCGGUGGGUUCGGAGCAGCCAAGAACCUCUCGACGUUUGCCACAGAUGGGAAGGACUGCCAAGUGAUUCCAGAUGUCAAGAGAGUUCUGACUGAGUUCCACAAGGCACAGAAACCCAUUGGGUUAUGCUGCAUUGCCCCGGUGCUGGCUGCCAAAGUGCUUCCUGGGGUAGAGGUUACAGUUGGCCACGAGGAGGAGGAAGGGGGAAGGUGGCCAUACGCAGGAACUGCAGCAGCUGUCAAGGAAAUGGGCGCAAAGCACCGGGUCACUGAGGUUGAUCAAGCUCAUGUGGAUUCUGAGAAUAAGAUCGUGACAACUCCAGCCUUCAUGUGUGAAACUAAACUUCAUCACAUCUUCGAUGGGAUCGGGGAGAUGGUGCAGAGAGUCCUGAAGCUGACGGCGAAGUGAGGGGGAAGGGGUGUGUCUGCCUCCGUGUGUGUGUGUGUCUGUGAGCCUGUGUGUGUGUGAGAUGGUGUGUCCAUCUGUGGAUGUCCAUGUGUCCCCUCUGUGUGUAUGUGUGUGUGGGUGGGGGUGUGUGUGUGUGUGAGUGAGUUGUAUUGCCAUGCAGUGAGCUCUAGCUGCUCUUACCUGCUCAGGGCCACCACUGUCACAAGGUGAUUCAUACAUUCAUUGCCCUGCCCUAUUACAGUAGUGUCCCUUGCACACGUGUGAUCUCCCAGUAUUGCUGCCUUAAUUAUGCUGUAUUAAUGUGAUUGGUUCCGAGUAAGGAAUGUGUACCUGUAGCACGGCUGGAAUAUUGUGUGAAAGCUGAAAGUGCUUUUGUGAUCAGGUGUCAUUAAACAUGAUCAUCUUGG